AUGGCGUCUGGGCUUGGAACUCCUGUUCGCGCCCAUAGUAGUGCAAGUGCAAGAAAGCGUCCAGAGUCAACACUACCUCCGGUCAUUGAGGACGAGCCUAGUCCGUAUCCCACGCAUCCAAUUGCUCAGCUCCAAGGUCCAUUUGAAGAAUCCAUUGUGGAAACGACCAAUGGCUCGGCAAAGGAAUAUGUCGUUGAAUUGGACGCGCAGACCCGGCGGCGCGAUCUUUUGGAGAAUGACGACUAUGAGCGUCUCUGUGGGAGGAAAUGGCGCCAAAGAGACUUGGAAAGAUAUCAUCCAUUCUGGAAAUUGAUCUCCCAAAUGGUCUUUGGAGUUCAUCUUCUUGGCAAGAAACUCGCCAAAUCGGAAGUUUCAGUCAUGAAAAUUCUCCAGACUCACGUCGACGAGCUAGAUGGCUUCUUGCAGAGGACCACGGAGGAUUUUAUGAUCAUUCGAUUGGAUGUUCGCACCCGGAUUCAAUAUCUCAGUUUGCCUUUGAGUAACCUAGAUGUCUUUGAUGAGAUGCUUCAAGAUCGAGCUUUCCGACUCUCAGUGGUGUCUUAUAACGAUCAGAUCGAACAUUCCAUCUACAGAUUCACCUUGGCCAUCACAGAUGCCCUCAAAGAUCUUCAAAAGGCCAAGGAGGCCAUGGGUGCCCUUUGGUUCUACUUUCGAGAACUUGCGGACGAGGGUUGCUUCGAGGCCGACAGCCUCAGCGCCUUUCGCCAGACCAUGAUGGACAACAUGGAGGGCUGGAUUGUGGCCAUCUCCAAGCUUCGUCGACGUGGCACUGCCCUUCAGAAAGCACUGAGUCAGUUGGGUCUUGCAACUACAGAAAUGCAACGCCGCGUAGGUGUAGCAAGCAGAAAGGAUGUGCGGUCCUUUGUUGAACAAAGUAAAAAGAUUGCAAGGCGAAGCAAGUCAGUCAGACAGAGACUCUUUGAAAGAGAGAGUCCUGUACCGGAGAAACCUCUCCCUCGCGAUCCAUUAUCCAAAUCACGGCGGACAUCUUCCAAGAGUCCACCCGCCACACCCCAAGAACAACCCAAGACUCCCGCAAAUCCAAAUCAGAGCGAUGGUUUGCGACGCAAGCUUCUCAGUCGGGCCAAAUCAUGCAGUGCUCUUAUAGGAGAAGCCCGCGCUGGCGCCGGCGACGCACCACCACCUCUUCCAUCAACACCGUCCACCCCCGGACUACUAAAACGAAAGCUUUCCAAACAAUUCUUACCCAAACGAUCUGCCAGCGAAAAGAUCGACCUCAAGCAAACCAGACCCAAGACCGCCCCGUCACAACCAUCAAGGCCAUCACGAACUCUUUCAAUAGAGCAACUACGAGCCUUCUGCACAACUCCACGACCAGUAACCCGACAAUCCAUGGUCAAAUCACCCACACAAGCACGACAAGAGACCCACAACAAGCUCACUAGCAGCCGAGAGAGCAUGAAAGACCAAAUCUCCCAAUUCCUGAAAAGCGACCGCGUGGUCGAGGCCUGGGAUAACGUAUCCAAAAACGCGUCCUGCUGUGCACGGCCACUCGCAAAGACCAAGGAAUGGCCCAGCAGCAUCUUCCGCACCAAGUCGUCUACUACUCUACAAAAUCAAGGCCAGAAUGACCUCUCCGGGCCGGACCUGGAAAGGCAGAUGUCAUGGGUACAGGAGACCUUUGAUGUCCUGCCUACGCACUCCUUCAAACCGAAACCCGAUAUUUCACCCCGAAUUCACGUCAUGUCUGUGCAGAUGACCCUGGAUGAGGAGGCUAAUGUAUCCCAUGGCCGAGAGCCGAGUUUAGAUAUGAGGAGUGAGAGUGGUUCGAUCACGGCGUUGCCGGCUGUGCCGGCUCCGCCGGUUCCUAUUGCACCGAUUAAUUUGGAGCAUCGGACACGGUUGGUGGAGUCCCCACCCACCGCCCAGCCCCUACGAUUACGUCGGACAUCUCAGGACAAGCGAUCUUCUGCUUCACUUCUCUCUUCCUUCACCCCCUUCCUCAUGGCGAUCAUUUACCCCCGAUACAACUGCUAUGAUGGCUAUGAUGGCUGCUACUCUACCUGGGACUCCUGGGGCCGCUGGGUGGCAUUCGCCGUGAUCGUCGGUGUUGCUUUCCUUCUCUUCUUCGGUUUUGCAUGCUUCAACGCACGCCGUCGCAGAACCCAUGGUCAGCGCCCUAUGACCGGCACAGGAUGGAUGGCGCCUCCCCCGGGACCUCCUCCGCCAAACCAGCCCGUCUACCAGCCUCCUUACGGCGACCCCUACUAUCAACAGAAUGCGCCUCCCCAAUACAGCGCCAACCCGCAGAACUAUGGCUACUUCGGGGCCCAGAACGGACCACCACAAGAGCAUGGAAUUGAAAUGCAACCCCCACCACACGCCUACAAUGGCCAACAGCCCUACUCGCCUCCAGCCGGCCCGCCCCCAAAUGCGAGCAAGGUCUAG
Molecule: messenger RNA, 2430 nt
Organism: Penicillium nucicola
Lineage: Eukaryota; Fungi; Ascomycota; Eurotiomycetes; Eurotiales; Aspergillaceae
Exons: 7
Coding region: 1-2430 (809 amino acids)
Biological process (GO): vesicle-mediated transport
Cellular component (GO): intracellular membrane-bounded organelle
Source: RefSeq, a predicted model, not a curated record